Molecule: messenger RNA, 336 nt
Organism: Adineta ricciae
Lineage: Eukaryota; Metazoa; Rotifera; Eurotatoria; Adinetida; Adinetidae
Source: the annotation of a GenBank genome assembly
AUGAUGAAUAAACUCAUAUUUGAUUUCAUAACACCGAUUCCACAUGAACAAGAACCUCCAGUGUAUAUUCUACAAAGUUGGCAUCGCGAACAAGCCAAUUCGCGUGAUCAAUAUUUAUUAGAGCGAACUUUUGUUGUUGCACCAGACACAGCUGUUCCUGCAUCGAAAUUCCGGCAACAUAUUAGAAAUAUCUACGAAGAACGAAUUCGUUCGACGAUCGUUGAUCAGUACGAUCCCUGGACGAUCGAAGCUUCCAGCGCAACGCAAUUCAAACCGACAGCAGAAAAAGAUUCAUCAGUCAAUAUCGAUGUUGUGAGAAGUCACACGAUUUUGUAG